Symbiodinium sp. CCMP2592 is the source of this 2826-nucleotide messenger RNA. The record is from the annotation of a GenBank genome assembly. NCBI's taxonomy places the organism in Eukaryota, Dinophyceae, Suessiales, Symbiodiniaceae.
AUGAAACGCCUUGCCGAGUCGGAUGAGACGGCUGAGCUGUUGAUGAUUUCUCCACCAGAGGACCUGGUCCCCUGCUUCGUCUGCAAGGAGAUUCUGGGCAAGCAGAUCCAGGUGGAAAGGGUCGGCCAGCUGCUUGAGCAUCUUUCCGCCUUGGUGGGAACCUCCAACGGGAAAACCACCUGCAUGGCCAAUUUUCAAUCUUCGUCGCCUGAUGCAGUGAGACCGACCAAAGGGCACGUCCACAUCUGUAUGCUCAAUUUUCUGAGUGAGCGAGGAUAUGGUUUCGAGGUGACGGUGUCUGAUUGUGUGCCCUUUGCUCAAGACAUCCUGUCUGGACGUUGUUCUCAGAUGCUGGAGAUUGAAACCCUCGAGGGCAAGGAUGACGAUGCUUUGAAACCUCGCGAUAAGAUGUUUUUGGGCUAUGGAGCCGGAGGUGCAUUUGUGAACAGUUUGAUGCUGGGCAGCCUCGGCCUCAUCGCCUUGGUCUGCUUGACCUUCUCUGCGAAGACGAAAGAGUUGCCGGCAUCCGUGACUGAGAUCCUGUCGCAGGUGCCCGUUGUUUGCCCCACAAGAGGCCAGGGGCAGACACCGCAGGAUCGCACUGUGAAUGCACUGCACAAGACGUUGAAGGCGUCGCAGUACAACCGGCGCCUGAACCUUGUCAUGAUUGCUUCCACGCUACGAAGAUCCUUGGAAGCCAGGCUUGCCAAGAUCUCGCCUGACAAGGACACCGACUUGGCUUCGGACUCCAUCAUGCGUGAGAUCAAGGCCAUCAUUAAGGCCUUCAACAACAAAGCCUCGUUCAUGCCGAGGUCUCAGAUCAAAGCGCGGAGUGAAUGGGCCCUGCGACACGCCCUUUCCGACAAGCAUAUGCCUGAGGAGGUUUGGCAUCGGGUCCUGCAAGUCUCCCGUUCCGCUUACUGGAACGACCACCUCCUGGAGACUCGCAGCUUCUUCGUGGGUUUGAGUGCGUCCAGCCCUCAGACUUUGCGUGACGUGGCACACGAAGAGAUGGAACAAUUGUACAAGGCCACGACUGAGACCUCUUUUUACAUCCUGCAGAGAAUUCAGUCGGGAAAAGUACCGGGCUGCGACUUGGACAAGCCCAUCCCGACCAGCCUGAUCUCCAGCUUCGUCUCCAGAGUUUGCAUUGUCUUCAGCAUUGCGAGAACAGUGCUGGAUCCGAUUUCCACUGACUUCGGACACAAGCUCUUGGAGAACUUCGAGGCCGGUCGCCUGAGUGCUCGCCUGGACGACCUGGCCACCAUGCCUGUCAAGGAGGACUACAACCACAAGUCCGAUGCUGCCGCCCUCGUUGCCAAGUACGUCCCCUUGGUUGAUGAGAUGCUUACAGGUAAGAAACAAGAGGAGAUGGCUGAGAACGCCGAAGCGGAAAAGGAGAAAGAAACCGCGGAACAGGAAGCUGUGCAGGAGGCUGAGGAAAAGCUCUGCCUCGCGAACCUCAAGCAUGAUUGGGAGAUCUACGAGGCUUGGCACUGUACGUCUGCCGUGACCAUGGAUGAGUGGAGAGAUAGCCAGCAAUCCUGGCAGAAGGAACGCCACAACAUAUUGUGGAAGGAGGCCGGGCGGCGGCUAGGCUUUCUGGCCACUGUGGACCACCUCAGCAAGGAAUGCUAUGCCACGAGGGUGCCCUCGCAGGUCCGAGGACUCUUGUCGGGAGAAAUGGCAGAUGCUGCCGUGCUUGUCGUGGCUGACCUACAAGGGCACGUACCGCAUUGCGACCUGGAACGCACGUUGUGCGACACCAUGGCAAGCAUCCCAGAAGCGGCGAAACUUCUGCUGUUCACGGAUAUGCCGCCCCGCCGACACAAGACUGAGAAGACCGUGCAGAUGCCAAGCUCCAUGCAGGUGGACGCGGACGAGGCGGAGGAGAGCGAUUGCGAGCCUGAGGAGCAGGACGGCGACCACUCACUCCCUGCCGUCCGUGCCGAAGGCAAUGUUCGCCUGACGUUGCCUGAGAAGCAGACGCUGCUGGCUGAGCACCGAAAAGUGCUGAGCAAGCAGCUGUCUGAGACCUUUGGCGACGGUGUGAACAAGCACUUCGACCUGCCGUUCACACUGCUGUUCAACAUGCCACUGCAGGGCCGGCUGACGAUGGACGGGCUUCUUGUGCAGCCGAUCAAGGGCAUGAGCCGGCUAGAUGGCACAUGCUUGGCGUCCGGUGGGGUCGGCGUGCUGCAGCGACCCGACAAGGUCGUCAAGUUCAGCAAGGAGGCCACCCGGAACAUGCGCAAGGAGCAGUGCGGACCCACCAGUGUCGCCAGGAACGGUGUGAAUGAGGGCCAGCGGCUUCAGAAGGGACCCGGCAUCUGUGGACACAUCCUGCGAAAUCUCAUGAUUUCUCUCGUGCGGCACAAGGUGCACAAGGCAGGCCUGAUCGUGGUUGACCUCUGUUGCGCCCAAGGCGACUGGCUCCUGGCCAUGGUGGCUGAGCAGAUGCACAUCGAACUGCCUGACCGCUACGACAUGGAUGAUGACGAGGUGCCUCUUGAUGGAAUGCCUGACAUACCCAUGAAGUACGUCGGCUUCGACACGCGGGAACAUGCAGUCGGAUUUGCAAGCAUCCGAGCCCAAUCCGAAAUCUAUGAGAGGCUGAGUGCUUCCGAGCUCGGCUAUGCCGCCCCUCCCGUCUUGCAGGAUGACAAACCCGAGCCGGUCUGGCAGAACCUGGUGGCUGAAGUGAACCGCCAGCUGAAGAUCCUCAAGGUGAAGAACAAAGAUGGCAGUCUGACGGUGCCCGCCCCGAAAAAUUUCAAGCUGCAGCGGGACAGCGUCUUGGAAGCCUUGGAGGUGCUGCAACGUGAG